This is a messenger RNA of Racocetra persica, 1245 nucleotides long. The record is from the annotation of a GenBank genome assembly. NCBI's taxonomy places the organism in Eukaryota, Fungi, Glomeromycota, Glomeromycetes, Diversisporales, Gigasporaceae.
GCCACCCUGAUAACUACAUUCCGGCUAAUCCAAUGCAGACACCAGCUUCUAUCGUACCAGAAUGGUACCUGCUCCCCUACUACGCAAUCCUGCGCGCCAUACCUUCGAAAUUACUAGGGGUAAUAGCUAUGAUAGGGUCCAUCUUGAUUCUCUUCCUCAUGCCCCUUCUGGACACUUCACGUGUCCGAUCUUGUGCCUUCCGUCCUUUUAUGCGUUUACUAUUCUGGGGUUUUGUGGUUAACUUCCUUAUUCUUACGUGGAUCGGGUCACAACACCCAGAGCCCCCUUUUAUCACUAUUGGUCAAGCGUGUUCUACAUUCUACUUCUCCUACUUCUUACUGUUCGUUCCUCUCAUUGGCUUAAUGGAAAAUACCCUCUCAGAUUUAGCUACUCUUGGAGAUAUGGUUGGUAUGGUUGGUAUGGGGGAGUUCCCCAACCAUAGCAAGGCAGGAGCUGGUUGUGCAAUAGUUCGUUCAAUUCCCUUGUACCGAACUCUUCUAGCCCGGUCAGCUGCCCUUGGAAUGGGCACGGCUCUUAACCGGAUACGAACCAUUGCAUCAGAAGAAUCGGUUUUCCUGAGGGAAUUUGUGCCACUCUCCAUCAACCGGAUUAUAGCUUUGAUAAAGAUGUUAUCUUUCUUAUCGAACCUUAUUUGGUUAUCGUCUAACCUAUGCUCCAAUGAUGCUGCUCAACCUUGGCAAUUUGGCUUUCAAGAUGGGGGUUCUCCAAGCUACGAGGGGAUAGUAGAACUUCACGAUGAUAUCAUGUUCUACCUUAUUCUUAUCUUAGUAGGGGUAGCCUGGAUGCUUAUGUCCACGAUCCGCAACUUCAAUUGGAACCAUAACCAGAUCGUUCACAAAUACCUUAACCAUGGAACGGUUCUAGAGCUUAUUUGGACUAUCUCACCAGCACUCGUUCUGAUAGCUAUUGCUUUCCCUAGUUUCAAACUCCUUUAUCUAUUAGAUGAGGUCAUCGAUCCAGUGAUGACUGUUAAAGCUAUAGGUAAUCAAUGGUAUUGGUCUUAUGAGUACUCUGAUUACGUGGAUCAGGAGGGUCAAUCUAUUGAGUUUGAUUCUUACUUGGUUCCAGAGUCUGACCUAGAAAUAGGGGAUUUAAGACUCCUUGAAGUUGACAACCGAGUUGUGGUACCAGUUGAUACCCAUAUACGGUUUAUUGUUACGGCCCGUGACGUAAUUCACUCUUUUGCUGUUCCUUCUCUUGGUGUUAAGCUUGAUUGCAUCCCAG